AUGUUUGCUCAAAGAUUUGACCCUGAUGCGGUAACUACUUCUCCCAAUAAACUGUUGAGUCAGUUUCUAAGCCGAAAACGGAAAUUGAGCACAGUGUCGGAUUCAGAUAAGGAAGUCAAGAGCUCAUCGCAUAGUGAAGAGGAAAGUUCCAGUGAUAGUUCCAGUGACUCCGAAAGUUCCAGUGAAAGCAGCAGCGAAAGCAGCAGUGAUAGUGACUCUGAUAGCGAGUCGGAAAGCGAAAAUGAGGAAGAAAAAAGAAAGAAUCUGCCAGAAACUGACCAGAAGUUGGAACAAAGUGAUGCUAUGGAGAUCGACGGAGAUAGGGCAUCAGAUGAAGCAAAAGAGAUCAAACAAACAUUGGAAAUCAUACAACCUGUGAUUUCCGAGCCUGAAUUUCUAGAAAAUGUCGAAAAUGAUCCUGCUUACGUCUCGAAACAUGCAUCUAUCUUCAAGAAGUUUCAGCAAGCAGAAACAUCCGAACAGCAGGAUGAUGAAGAAGAAGAAAAUGAAGACGUCGACAUGCAAGACUUGGCGCCAAUCCCACAGCCAGAACUUCCCAGAGAUACCAGAUUACGUGGCCACCAGGCUCAUCUGAAGAAUUUGGACUGGUUGUCUGAGCCCACAUACAUUGCGCCAGAGACUACAGAGCCUUUCCUGACGUUUGGGCUCUCCGAGAAAGUCUUGAAAAACCUCUCGCUUCUAGGCUUCGAAGAAGCGUUUUCUGUCCAGGUAGGAACGCUUCGUGUGAUGUUGGAGGAUAUCCGCAAGAACAAACUUGCUAGCGACUUCAGAGGUGACCUUUUGGUAAAUGCGUCUACUGGUUCUGGUAAGACUUUGGCAUACCUGGUUCCAAUCGUGGAAGCUUUGCAUACGCGAGUGGUUCCUCGCCUUAGAGCUAUCAUUUUGGUUCCUACUAGACCAUUAAUCAAUCAAGUCAGCCAGACACUUCGUGAUUUAUCGAAGGGGACAGUAUUGACUGUGGUAAGCUUGACCAGUGACUUAUCUAUCAAGGAAGAGGGUAGGAAGGUCCAGAAAACCGUGCCUGAUAUCAUCGUGUCCACUCCUGGACGUUUGGUGGACCAUCUCCUAAACGGAUCAAUAUCAAUGCAAUACCUUCGGUUCUUAGUAGUGGACGAGGCAGACAGAUUGCUUAAUCAGUCCUUCCAGAAUUGGUGUGAAGUUGUUGUCUCCAACUUGGAAAAGUGGAACGACUCUAUGGCCAAUAUGGGCCAGAAAUGGGGCUUACAAGUCCAGAAAAUGAUCUUCUCGGCCACAUUAACCACAGAUGCUGGAAAAUUGUCUCUUCUAAAAUUCAAAAAGCCAAGAUUGCUCAUUGUGAACUCCACAGAACAACUCGUCAACGAAAUUUUCACGCUCCCAGCCACGUUGUCGGAACACAAGAUAAGUUUCAGUUCAAGCAAGUCUGCCAUCAAGCCUUUGCUACUUGCCAAAUUCAUGGUUCAUGCUGGUAAGUUGUCUUCUGUCCUUGUGUUCGCUAAAUCCAACGAUGCUACUCUCAGAUUGUCCAAAAUUUUGCAGGCACUUUUUGAUAAGUUUGCUCCACACAACAAGAUCAAUGUGGCCUAUAUGAACUCAACGAACAAUAAGAGUUCAGUCAGAAAGAGCAUUUUGGAGGAUUUCUCCAAUAACACCAUUCAAGUAUUGGUUGCAACUGAUUUGAUUGCUCGUGGUUUGGAUAUUCUUUCUAUCACCGACGUCAUCAACUACGAUUUACCUAAUUCGAGCCGUGAAUACGUCCAUCGUGUUGGACGUACUGCCAGAGCUAAUAAUAAAGGUGAUGCUUAUACACUUUGUUUCGGUAAAGGAGAAGAGAAGUGGUUCAAGACUAUUAUGAGAGACGUUGGUAGAAAUAAUCCGAUUGAGGAGACUAAUGAAGAGAAGUUGGGAUUGUUUGUCGACAAGCAGGACAAACAAGAUUAUGAAAAUGUCAUGGGACAAUUUUAA
Sungouiella intermedia is the source of this 1965-nucleotide messenger RNA. The record is from the annotation of a GenBank genome assembly. Lineage: Eukaryota; Fungi; Ascomycota; Pichiomycetes; Serinales; Metschnikowiaceae.